UUCCCAGGGUGGUGGCGGCGAGGGGCGGUGGCCCAGCGGCGGGAGAUUCAAACCUGGAAGAAGGAGCAACAUGGAGGGCGGAGGAGAGCGCCGGGGUCGGGAGGCCUAUGAACGCCUCACAGCUGAGGAGAUGGACGAGCAGAGGCGGCAGAAUGUCGCUUAUCAGUACCUGUGCCGGCUGGAGGAAGCCAAGCGCUGGAUGGAGGCCUGCCUGAAGGAGGAGCUUCCUUCCCCGGUGGAGUUGGAGGAGAGCCUUCGGAAUGGGGUGCUGCUGGCCAAGCUGGGCCACUGCUUCGCACCCUCCGUUGUCCCCUUAAAGAAGAUCUAUGACGUGGAGCAACUGCGGUACCAGGCAACUGGCUUGCAUUUCCGGCACACAGACAACAUCAACUUCUGGCUAUCUGCAAUAGCCCACAUCGGUCUGCCUUUGACCUUCUUCCCGGAGACCACAGACAUCUAUGACAAGAAGAACAUGCCCCGCGUGAUCUACUGCAUCCAUGCCCUCAGUCUCUUCCUCUUCCGGCUGGGAUUGGCUCCUCAGAUACAUGAUCUCUACGGGAAAGUGAAAUUCACAGCCGAGGAACUCAGCAACAUGGCCUCUGAGCUUGCUAAAUAUGGCCUCCAGCUGCCUGCCUUCAGCAAGAUUGGGGGCAUCCUGGCCAAUGAGCUCUCUGUGGAUGAGGCUGCAGUCCACGCAGCUGUUCUUGCCAUCAAUGAGGCGGUGGAGCGCGGGGUGGUCGAGGUCACCUUCACUGCCCUGCAGAAUCCCAGCGCUCUCCUGGGGAACCUUCGGGAGCCUCUGGCUGCCCUCUACCAGGAGCUGCUGGCCCAGGCCAAGGUGGAGAAGGCUGCCGAUGCCAGGAGCCAUUUUUUGCAGGACGACAGAGAAAGCCAGGACAUCUAUGACUACUACCUGACCCAGGCGGAAAUCCAGGGCAACAUCAACCAUGUCAACGUCCGUGGGGCUCUAGACAUUGUUGAUGAUGCCGUGGAACGACAGAGCCCCGAGGGCUUGCUUGAGGCCCUGCAGGACCCUGCCCUGGCCCUGCGCGGGGUGAGGAGAGACUUUGCUGACUGGUACCUGGAACAGCUGAGCUCGGACCGGGAGCAGAAAGCACAGGAGCUGGGCCUGGUGGAGCUUCUAGAAAAGGAGGAGGUCCAGGCCGCGGUGGCUGCGGCCAACGUGAAGGGUGACCAGCAGCAGGCCAUGCUCCAGGCUGUGCAGAGGAUCAACAGGGCCAUCCGGAGGGGAGCAGCUUCCGAUACCGUGAGGGAGCUGAUGAGCCCUGCAGCCCAGCUGCCUCCCGUCCACCCCUGCGCCUCCGCUGUGUACCAGCAGGAGCUGGCGGUGCUCCAGCAGCAGCAGGGGGAGCUGGGCCAGGAGGAGCUCUUCGUGGCUGUGGAGAUGCUCUCAGCUGUGGUCCUGAUUAACCGCGCCCUGGAGGCCAGGGAUGCCGCUGGCUUCUGGAGCAGUCUGAGGAGCCCUGCCUCUGGCCUGGCCGAAGUGGAAGGAGAAAAUGCCCGACGGUACUUCGAGGCCCUGGUGGAGCUGCGGCAGGUGCGUGGCGUAGGUGGGGCCUUCCUGAGCUGGAAUGACCUACAAGCCGCCGUGAGCCAGGUCAACACCCGGGUCCAGGAGGAAACCGACCAGGUUCUCGCCAUCAGCCUCAUCAAUGAGGCUCUGGACCAGAGCAGCUCAGAGAGGACUCUCUCUGCCCUGCUGCUUCCUGCGGCUGGCCUGGAAGAUGUCAGCCUUCCUGCUGCUCCGCGGUACCAUUUCCUCCUAGUGGCAGCCAAGAGGCAUAAGGCCCAGGUGACAGGGGAUCCUGGGGCUGUGCUGUGGCUGGAGGAGAUCCGCCAGGGAGUGGUCCGAGCUAACCAGGACACACACACAGCUCAGAGAAUGGCCCUCGGCGUGGCUGCCAUCAAUCAGGCCAUCAGGGAGGGCAAGGCAGCGCAGACGGAGCGGGUGCUAAGGAACCCCGCCGUGGCCCUCCGAGGCCUGGUUCCUGGCUGUGCCAGCGGCUACCAGCGGGCCCUGGAAGGGGCCCGGGCCAAGAAGCGGAGUGCAGGGGACACAGCUUUGUGGGUCCGACACAGCAUGAAGGACGGUACCGCCUACUACCUCCAUCUGCAGACUUUACAGGGCACCUGGGAGCAGCCCCCUGGCUGCCAUCUCAACACCUCCCACCUGACGCGGGAGGAGAUACAGUCCACCGUCAUCCGGGUCACUGCUGCCCACGACCGCCAGCAGCUCUGGAAGGCCCACGUGGGCCUUGUCGUCAAGCUCCAGGCCCACGUCCGCGGCUUCCUUGUCCGCCAGAAGUUUGCCGAGGGGUCUCACUUCCUGAGGACCAGGCUCCCAGCCGUCAUCAAGAUCCAGGCUCAUUGGCGGGGUUAUAGACAGCGGAAGGUUUACCUGGAGCGGCUGCAGUAUUUUAAAGCAAACCUGGAUGCCAUAAUCAAGAUCCAGGCCUGGGCCCGGAUGUGGGCAGCUCGGAGCCAGUACCUCAGGCGACUCCGCUACUUCCAGAGGAAUGUUGACUCUGUUGUGAAGAUCCAGGCAUUUUUCCGAGCCAGGAAAGUCCGAGAUGACUACAGGACGUUAGUGCACUCCGCCCACCCUCCCCUCGGGGUGGUGCGAAAGUUCGCCCACCUCCUGAACCAGAGCCAGCAGGACUUCUUGGCCGAGGUGGAGCUGCUCAAGCUGCAGGAGGAGGUGGUCAGGAAGAUUCGCUCCAAUCAGCAGCUGGAGCAGGACCUCAACCUCAUGGACAUCAAGAUCGGCCUGCUGGUGAGGAACCGGAUCACGCUGCAGGAGGUGGUUUCCCACUGCAAGAAGCUGACCAAGAAAAACAAAGAGCAGCUGUCAGACAUGGUGGCUCUGGACAAGCAGAAGGGAUUAAAGUCGCUGAGCAAAGAGAAGCGGCAGAAGCUUGAAGCUUACCAGCACCUCUUCUACCUGCUCCAGACUCAGCCCACCUACCUGGCCAAGCUCAUCUUCCAGAUGCCACAGAACAAAACCACCAGGUUCAUGGAAGGAGUGAUCUUCAGUCUGUACAACUACGCCUCCAACUGCCGGGAGGCCUACCUCCUGCUCCAGCUGUUCAAGUCAGCGCUGCAGGAGGAGAUCGAGUCAAAGGUGGAGCACCCCCGGGACAUGGUAACUGGCAACCCCACCGUGGUGAGGCUGGUGGUGAGAUUCUACCGCAAUGGGCGGGGACUGAGUGCCCUGCGGGAGAUCCUGGGCAAGGCUAUCCAGGACGUGCUGCAGGACAGAGCGCUCAGCGUCCACACCGACCCCGUCCACCUCUACAAGAGCUGGAUCAACCAGAGCGAGGCCCAGACGGGGCAGCGCAGCCACCUCCCCUAUGAGGUCACCCCAGAGCAGGCCUUGAGCCACCCUGAGGUGCAGAGACGCCUGGACAUCUCCCUGCGCAACCUCCUCGCUGUGACUGAGAAGUUCCUUGUGGCCAUCACUUCAUCUGUGGAGCAAAUUCCGUACGGGAUGCGGUACAUGGCCAAAGUCCUGAAGACAGCCCUGGUGGAGAAGUUCCCCGAUGCCCCGGAGAGUGAGGUCCACAAGGUGGUGGGGAACCUCCUUUACUACCGCUUCCUGAACCCGGCUGUGGUGGCUCCGGACGCCUUCGACAUUGUGGCCCUGGCAGCGGGUGGCACCCUGGCUGCCCCCCAGCGCCACACCCUGGGGGCUGUGGCUCAGCUCCUGCAGCACGCAGCAGCCGGCAAGACCUUCUCCGGGGAGAGCCAGCACCUGCACGUCCUGAACGGCUUCCUGGAGGAGACACAUCUCAAGUUCAGGAAGUUCAUCUGCAGAGCCUGCCAGGUCCCAGAGCCGGAGGAGCGUUUUGCGGUAGACGAGUACUCGGACACGGUGGCUGUGGCCAAGCCCAUGGUGUACAUCACGGUGGGGGAGCUGAUUAACACACACAGGCUGCUGCUGGAGCACCAGGACUGGAUCGCCCCCUACCACCAGGACCCCCUGCACCAGCUCCUGGAGGACCUUGGGGAGCUUCCCACUGUGUCCGACCUCAUCGGGGAGAGCACGGCAGCAGACAGGCACCCCGACCUGAGCAAGCUCGAAGUGUCCCUGACACUCAUCAGCAAGUUUGAAGGGCCAGAGGCAGCCGCUGAUGGCACCAGAGCCCGGAGCCUGCUUCUAAGCACCAAGCAGAUGCUGGCCGAUCUCAUACAGUUCCACCCCGGGGACUCCCUGGAGGAGGUCCUGUCCCUCUCGGCCCCCAGAGAGCAGAAGCCAGGCUCGAGGACAGACAUUUCCCAGCGACACCCAAAAGCACACCAAGCGCCCAGGCCUGCCCCAGGUUGGGGGCACAGUGCUGGGGCCCCCUCCAGCAUCUCUGCCCCCCAGGAAGUGGCCCAUGAGCGGCUGAUGUGCCAGCGCCAGGCCUGUGAGGCCCAGAGCCCGGAGCCGCUGCGACGACACCACUCGCUGACGGCUCAGUCCCUCUUGCCGCUGGCAGAGAAACAACGGCGAGUCCUGCGGAACCUGCGCCAGCUUGGGAGCCUGGGCUUGGUCCGUGCCAGUGAUGGAUACCAGGCCCUAGUGGAUGAGCUGGCCAAGGACAUCCGAAACCAGCGCCGGCACCGGCAGCGGCGGAAGGUGGAGCUGGUCAAGCUUCGGGCCACCUUCCAGGCCCUGAGCACCAAGACGGCCUUCUGUGAGGAGCAGGGCGACUACUACAGCCAGUACAUCCGCUCCUGCCUGGACCACCUGGCCCCCAGCUCCAAGAAUCCGGGGAAGGGGAAGAAGCAGCCAUCCCUUCACUACACUGCCGCCCAGCUCCUGGAGAGGGGCGUCUUACUGGAAAUUGAAGAUCUCCCUGCCUCUCACUUCAGGAACGUCAUCUUCGACAUCAGCCCCGGAGACGAGGCCGGGAAGUUUGAAGUCAAUGCCAAAUUCCUGGGUGUGGACAUGGAGCGGUUUCAGCUUCACUAUCAGGACCUCCUGCAGCUCCAGUACGAGGGCGUCGCCGUCAUGAAGCUCUUCAACAAGGCCCGGGUCAAUGUCAACCUCCUCAUCUUCCUGCUCAACAAGAAGUUCUUGCGGAAGUGACGGCAGCGCAGCAGUGCCAGCCAAGCCUCUACAUCCCCACCCCUGCUCUGCUUCCCCACAGACACCGGGCCUCAGCCUGGCCAGGCACACAGUCCCCCCUGGUCCCCAGCCAGCGGGGGCUGCCUGGCCUCGGGACAUUGGCUCCUCCUGCAGUGGGCCUUGCCCUGAUCCCCACUGUACGGCUUUCACACCCCAUGGGAGGGAGCCCGGCCUCUUCCAGCAAACGAACCAAGCCUGGGAUCUGCAUGCUGCCUGGGACGCUGCGGGUCCACGUCUGCUGCUGCCCCCUCCUGGUCACCCAUUGUGACAGGCGCUGCCUCAGUGGCCUGGUUCCCUUGGGCCAUCCUCUCCCGGACUUGCAGAGCUGGGCCAGCUCCCCGUCUUCCUCCUCUUCAUCCCAGUGGGGUCUGGGCCUUGCUGAACCCCAGGGCGCUUCCAGCCCCUCCUCCCCGGCAGGAGUGAGUGCAGAGCUUGUGCCCACAUGGUCCUGUGGCCCUGUUGACCUCCCGUGGAGCUCAGAUCUCGUUCCCUUGCUUAGGGUCUGUUUCAUAUGUGGGUCAAUGGGGUGUUUACUCCGCCUCUCACCCUGUAUUCCAGACCAUUGCACAGUCUUAAUCAUGGUUUUGAUUCUUUCAUCUUUUUCAGCUCAAAGAAAGUUUUCAUUUCCCUUUCUCAAACUAAUAUCUGGGCUG
Molecule: messenger RNA, 5784 nt
Organism: Heterocephalus glaber (naked mole-rat)
Lineage: Eukaryota; Metazoa; Chordata; Mammalia; Rodentia; Bathyergidae
Gene: Iqgap3
Product: IQ motif containing GTPase activating protein 3
Biological process (GO): mitotic actomyosin contractile ring assembly actin filament organization; regulation of GTPase activity
Cellular component (GO): cell cortex
Molecular function (GO): calmodulin binding; actin filament binding; GTPase activator activity
Source: RefSeq, a predicted model, not a curated record